AUGCUCCCUCCUCUUCCAGUGAGUUCCCAUCUAAAAACUGUUUUGUCAAAAAAAAAAAAUAAAAAAGUUUUUCUAAUAACUUUCUCUCUCUUCUCCGAUCUGUUUGACCUCAGCCCAAAACUUUCGGAUAUCAUAAGUUUGUCAAAAACCGCUUCAUUUCACAAAUCGGAAAAUUUUUCAGUUGCGUCGUGCGGUCUGGCCGCCCGCUCUUCCUUUGCCGCCGUGCGUGGCUAAGAGCGAGGCUCAAGCCGCUGCUUCUGCUGUUGCGUUGGCCUUGCGUGAGGCCUGGCGGGCCGUCGUGCCGAGGCUGCUGCUGUGGCUACUUGUCGGCUGGGCCACCGCUGAGUCUUUCUUUCUCCUCUCUUGUCUUUUUUCGCUUUCGGAAUGA
Molecule: messenger RNA, 388 nt
Organism: Caenorhabditis auriculariae
Lineage: Eukaryota; Metazoa; Nematoda; Chromadorea; Rhabditida; Rhabditidae
Source: the annotation of a GenBank genome assembly